This is a messenger RNA of Diaporthe citri, 2139 nucleotides long. RefSeq lists its product as uncharacterized. Bases 1 to 2139 code for a protein of 712 amino acids. The record is from RefSeq and is a predicted model, not a curated record. The transcript has a single exon. NCBI's taxonomy places the organism in Eukaryota, Fungi, Ascomycota, Sordariomycetes, Diaporthales, Diaporthaceae.
AUGACUCUUGGUACCACACCAAGCUCUGUACCAUUCAACAUUCCCAAGACAUCUAUCGCAGCGAGCUCAGUAGAAUUACAAACAUUCGCAUUCCCAUCCACUUCCAUCAUUGAAUACCCGUUCGAAAUGGAUGAGCUCGACAUCCAUAUGGCCCCGCUGCUCAGGGGAUGUUUACCAUUCCAAGCUAAGGCCCAUGUUGCGAUCAUAGGCGCAGGGCCACGAGGCACCAGUGUCCUGGAACGUCUCUGCUCAUCUGGAUCUGAGUUCUUCCCGCCAGGAACGCACCUCACUAUCCAUGUCAUCGAUCCGUCCUCUACGGGUCCCGGAAGUGUUUGGCGCACUGAUCAGUCACCGCACCUCUGGAUGAACACUGUGGCGUCCCAGGCAACCAUGUUCACUGACGAGACUGUUGUUUGUCAUGGACCAAUACGACCGGGACCGAGCUUUUAUGAAUGGUCACUGAAAUACGGAUUUCCACUAGGCCCUGAUGACUACCCGACCCGAGCUCAGUUCGGCGAAUAUCUGCAGUGGGUUUUCAACAAAACCGUGGAAGAUGCCCCUUCCAAUGUGGAGGUGCGGACACACACGGUCAAAGCUAUCCGUCUCGAUGGGCAUAAUUACCAUCGGCAAAGUAUUGUUCUGUCCAACGGGCACGUCAUUCGUGAACUUGGGGCUGUGAUUUUAGCCCAAGGACAUCUGCCCCUCGUGGCUGAUUCGGAACAACGGCUCAGUACGACUUACGCUGACAGACAUGGCUUGCGGUACUUCCCUCCAAAGAAUCCGGCAGAUGUCAACCUCUCUUCCGUUGUUCCUGGCGAACCAGUUGCACUUCGCGGUUUGGGCCUUUGCUUCUUCGAUUACAUGACCCUCCUAACUACGGGCCGCGGUGGUCGUUUCAUCACUACAUCCGACGGACUUCGAUAUAUCUCGUCGGGAAAGGAGCCUCGACUAUAUGCUGGGUCCCGCCGCGGCAUCCCGUAUCAUGCACGCGGUGACAAUGAAAAGGGGCCGUACGGUCGCCAUGAGCCUGUCAUUCUCACGGAAGAAGCCGUUCGUGACUUUCGCCGUCGCGCGAGAUCAGGACAUACACCGGACUUUCUGAACGAAGUCUGGCCGCUCGUUAAUAAAGAGAUCGGAACAGUCUACUACGCGGCGAUAUUAAGGCAGCGAUGUUUGGGUCCUGCCGACUUUCAACACGAAUUUCUCAGGACUCUCAGUAACAGCCCUCAGGAAGCCGAGGUCCUUGACAAGUACGGAAUUUCCGAACCAGACCGUCUAUCUUGGAGCCACAUCGCAAGGCCUUUUGACGGACUCAAAUUUGACAACCCCAACUCUUGGCGAAGCUGGUUGCUUGACUAUCUGCGGGAAGAUGCAAGAGAGGCUGCGUCCGGCAAUGUCAAUGGACCUUUGAAGGCAGCUCUGGACGUUAUGCGCGACAUACGCAAAGAGAUACGGAUGGUUGUGGAUCACAAGGGGCUAUUGGGAAGCUCUCGGCAUGAGCACCUCGAUGGCUGGUAUACUCCAUUCAAUGCGUUUUUGUCCAUUGGCCCACCUCGGCGCCGCAUUGAGGAGAUGAUCGCAUUGAUAGAGGCUGGCGUGCUGGACGUUCUGGGACCACGUUUGGAAAUCGAAACCGACGGCAAAGCGUGGCUCGCUCGCUCAGCUGAAAUACCGCUCUCGACGGUACGAGUUACCACGCUCAUAGAAGCGCGUUUGCCAGAGAUUAGCCUUCGGCGAACUGACGACAAGCUCCUUGCGCACCUGUUGAAAACGGGCCAGUGCCGCCCACACACUGUGGAUGGUUACGAAACCGGGGGGCUGGAUGUCACUGAAAGCCCAUUUCGAGUAAUCGACAACAAAGGCCGAACACAUCGAAGUUUGUACGCUAUUGGUGUCCCGACAGAAGGAGCACACUGGGUCACAACGGCGGUGGCGAGGCCCGGGGUCAAGUCGGUCACGCUCGCAGAAAUCGACGAAGUUGCACGAGCCGUGCUGCACGAUGUAUCUAGGCAGCAAAGCUUUGAACUGCCUCAGGAUAACACGAAGAAGGAAUCCGGAAUCUGUCAUAGAGCCUUGAGGCUAGUCAAUGGCGUCCACCUAUCGGACCAGGUGACAUCACGAGAGAAACGCUUGCAUUAG